Messenger RNA from Nezara viridula (southern green stink bug), 7547 nucleotides. The record is from the annotation of a GenBank genome assembly. NCBI's taxonomy places the organism in Eukaryota, Metazoa, Arthropoda, Insecta, Hemiptera, Pentatomidae.
AUGGAGAGUGGGCUGCAGCGUGGAGGUAGUGCUGGAGAGCCCCGAAGGAGGGUACUUCCUGAAGCAGCCGGCGGGGCGCGCGGCGGAGCCCCCCGAGCCCCCCGCCCCGGGGCCGCCGGGCGCCGUCCUCACCACCGAGAGGUUCGCCGUGUUCCAGACUUCGCGGCCGCUGGCCGUGCGGGCCUCCUACGGCCCCUUCUCCACCAAGCAGACCGUGCCGGCCCGAAGCCUCGUCGCCGAGCCCAGCUCCAACAGCAGCGACCUGUGGAAAGGGACUGGCCAGUGAUACGGGUGGUGAUGCACACUGGAGCAGAGCCUGGAGCUCAGCGAGUAUGUGCUGUAGUCCAUGCUACCCUUGGUGAUGGCCGGGUGACAGGUGCCUGCUCUCCGGAUAGCCACGAGGGAAUGUGCUUGGUUGAAUUGGUUGUGCCGUGGUCCUGGUGGCCACUUUUACCCUCCAGGCGAACGAAGCCUACAAAGGCUCCACCCCGCCUUGUUGCUCUUGCGUAUACUGUUAUAGAGCCGCUCAAGGGGCCUCAGUGUACUCCAAAAGUUAUGAUACAAAGUCUCACACCUCUGGGAAUGGUCCAGCUUGUUCCAGCUAGUCAAGGAUACAAUACGUUGAGCACUGAUAAUCACGUUACUAUGCUUGUGCCACAGAGGCCGCUUUAUCCAACAAGUAAAAUUCACAUCCCUACUUAUGUCACUAUUAAACCUCCUGCACAUGUGACUGGAUUUAUGCUGAGAGCAAGAGUAAAAAGUGGACUAAGGGUCUUAGGAGCUGAACUGAUUUCAAAGGAUGAUUGGAAUAUGACAGUUGAAAUUAAUCCAAAACAGUCAGUGGCAACAGUUACUGUAAUUAACAAACAAACUCAGCAAGAUAUUGUACCUAGGACGGAAGAAGUUUUUGUCUGGAUUGUUGAAGUUGCGGGUGGUGGAUCUAGCGUUUUAUGGCAAGAAGGAAAACUUGUUUGGAGUGUAAGGUAUUUAAAUGAUAAAGGACCUCAUCACCAUGGAAAACAUAAAACACCUGUUAGAAUACAUAUAAAUAAAGAUGAUAUACAUGCGCUUAUCCCUAUAUCUAAGAAUUGGGAAGUUGUUAAUAGUGCAGUGCUGACAGGAAAACAGGUUAGUCAAGGAAUGAAAGUCGUAAUGGUAUCUCAUGGUGGUCAUUUAGCAGAUGUUACGUUGCAAGCUUCCUGCCAUGUUCCCGAUGACAGUGUGAUUAAGGUAUCGUCAUCUUGUAGCUCUGUUUAUGUUGAUGGAUCAGAAGUCCGCGGAUCAGCAAAUGCCAGUGUUGUUGUCAGCUAUGGAAACCUUGCCGCAUUGGCUAGUUUUACUGUUUGGAUGCCAGAAUUGCCUGUUGAAGUGUCUUUACCAGAUACUCGACUUAGCCAAGUAAAAGGGUGGAGAGUACCUGAUUUGAGGAGUGGAAAGACAAAAAGAAGCCUCAGUAUUGAUGCAGGGAAUGGAAGGAUAUCAAUCCUUACAGAAGAUAAUACUGUUGAUAAAACUACAGCUUGUCGCCUGCGUUAUCAACAGACUAAUGUAGAGGUUUAUGCAAGAUUUGUUGCUGCAGACCAUGAUUCCGGACGUGUUUCAUACCUGGUUAAUAGGAGAACAUGGUUAAGAGUUACGCAGCUAGUUUUAGGACUUUUACGGGUUUCAGAUACAAGAAUAGCAACUCUACAAGGAAACAUUCUUCAGGGUAGAGCUCCAGGGAGAACAGAAUUACAAGUUGUUAGUGCUGUCUCAGGAAGAGUUCUUGGGGCCAAAGAAGUUAGAGUUUUGAGUGAUAAAGUGACAAUCACUCGACUUGCUGCAAGUGUAGUAUCUGGUCUACAAUUGGCUAUUUCACCAGAUACUGGAGUCGACAAUGGUUAUAUUGCCCAGGCUUCUGUAACAAGAAAAUUGACAGCACAAUACCAGGAAGGACUUUUAGACAUGGAACUAGUUUUUUCGGAUGGAACUACAACUUCAGUUUCAAGAAUUGAGCGAGAAGACUAUCAGCUAGUUGUUGAAACAGAAAGACCUGAUAUAGUUGCCUUUGCUCCUCAAACACCUAUGUCCCAACCAAGGGUCAUAGCAGUUUCACAAGGCCGUGGUAAUCUUCUAACAGUUACUGUGCACCCUCCUACACUAUGUGGUUCCAAGGUUCCAUUGGCGUCUACUCAUGCACAUGUGGAUAUUGAUUUUAAUACUGGUUUAACGGGCAACCGUCCAGAAUUAGUUCAGAAUGAUGGAGGAGCCCAUAGAGAAAUAUCAGCUGACCUUCAUGAUAUUUUUAUAGGAAUACCUCUUAAAGAUGAACACAAUCAUGAACCAACAGUACAGGCUCGACAACAUGGAAUGAAUGGAGGAAAUGGUGUUGGAAUCACUAGCACUCAUCAUCUGUCACUACUUGAGAUUGGAAUGUAUAUUCUAUUAGCUGUGUUCUGCUGUGCAAUAGUUAUUUUUGUGGUGUCAUGUGUUGUAUAUGCCAACCGAUUUAAAGACGGAGCAGGAGGAGGGCCCCUCGCACCAUCUUCUGGGGGUCCUGCCCUUCCUGCUCAGAAUGCACAUGAUUGGGUUUGGAUGGGAAGGUCAACACUGCAUGUUACAGAUAAUCCAAUGUACCAUGGGAAUUCUUUUCACAAUCCGAAUCACAUUGAUCUACCUUCGCAAUCUCAUCAUUGUGUUAAUAGAGAAAAUAAAGAUAUCUGCAUUCCACCUCCAGUUCCUCCCCAUGGUGUCGAGUAUCGGCCUCCUGUUCCUCCCCAUAGAAAGCAACCACUUCCGCCUCCACCAGUACCACAAGAGAAUGGUAUAGGAGUAAGAAAACAUCAUCAUCAUCACCACAAAAGGGGUAGACAAGGGGUCGGAACUAAAGCAGCUAGAGCAACAGUUGUAGGCAAUCCGAUGUUUGGUGCCGGUGACCCUGGCCUAGCUCUUGAAGAGCUGAAUCUUGGAAUGGACUACAAUCAGAUCAUGGAGUAUUUUGACAACCUAAAAGAGUCAAAUGCUUGACUUGUUUUAUCUUAUCUAUACCCAAUGGCUCCUUCCUUGAAAUAUUGACAAUAAUGCACCUGUUUCUUUAUCAAUAAGUUGCCUGUUUACUAAUCUCAAUCACUUAAAAAAUGAUUCCAUGUUCGCUAUCUAUCCUCUACUUCACAGCAUUGCUUUCAGUAAAAGUCAAAUAACUAAUUAUAUGCUGAGAAUGUUGAUUCUGUUUAGUAGCUACCAAUUCAUUUCAAGUUCAAUGAAACAAGACCAACACAUUUUUUAUAAGUUAAAAAGAAAAAAAGAGAUAUUUUUCAAAUUUUCAAAUAUAUUGUUCUGAACUCAUAAGAAAGAAAAAAUAAUCAAUGAUUAAAUUAUUGAACAAAAAAUAUUUUAAGUAAUUUAAUAGUCAAUUCAUCUAUAAAUCAGUCAGUAGUAUGUUUUUGGAAAUUAACAGUUUAAUCGACUUUUAUUUCUUUGUGUCUGCUGUAUUUAAAAAAAAAAAUAAUAAGUUAUGGAGAAUUGAGUUUUAUUUUUUAUUUUACUUCAUAGAUAAUAUGGUAUUUUUUUUAUUUACCAACAAUUUUUUUUCAUCCUAAAAUUGUUCUUUUUAUGUCUUAUAAAUUCAAAUGGUACCAAUAAAAUGGAAAUUUCAAUGUCUUCAACUAAUGCACCAGUUUUAACAUUUGUGCAGUUUUAUAUUUAUUAGAUGAGAGCCAUUGAAUUUUUUUUGUAACUUAUGGUUGUCAAAUUAAAAAUCCUAAUAAAAUAAUAUAAAGCAAGUCAUUGACCAAGUAUGCACUGAAUUUGGUUGUGUUUAUGUAGUCUUUAAUAUUAAUCCAGUAAUUUAUUUUAAAAUGGGUAUUUAUGUGUCCUUCUACCUUCUUCUAAGUAAGUAAGAGAGCCAAAGUGAUAUUUAUAAGAAGUUUUAGCUGAAACGUGACAGUCUGAAACAGCUGGUCAUGAGAGAAACUUAUGUACAAAAAGUAAGAUAGGUUUGUUUAAAUCUUUUAAAAGGAAUACAAAAGAAUCUUGUCUAUUUUAGCCUUCUUUCUGGGGGCAAAAAGGACCUAUAACUGUUGCACUUCCUUCAUUAAAUUAAACAAAAUCGGACAUGUAAAAAAAUUGAAAUACCACCCUCAUUUAUUUUAUUUUUUAAGACAUGAUAAUUUUAUUUUGAGUUUAUGACUGGUGGUAUUUAUAAUUAAAACAUGUUAAAUUUAAAUAAUAAAUAUUCAUAGCGGGUAGGAAUCUGUGCCAUAUCUGUUUUAAAAUUAAAAAUCCUGUUUUGUUUUAAUAUAUAAUUUUUAUUAUUUAUUUAUUAGCAUAAUGAUAAUUUUGCUGAUGGUUAAAUAUUAUAUUAAAAACAUUGAAGGAAAUCAUUAGUGAAUUACAGCUUUAAAAAUAUAGAUAUUGUUAGUUAUAUCCAAAUAAUUUUUCUUUUUUAUUGAUAAUUAAGAUUUAUUAUUAAUUUAAGAUGUUUUGAACUUGCUAGGUUAAAAUAUGAUUUAAGAACCAUUGUUUACUAUUUUAGAUGAAUGAGUUGGGGGAUGAAAAUUAAAACUAGAUGGAUCCAGCUAGAACUUUGUUGUGUUAUGAAUAAGCAAAUUAUGAAUUGCUAUAAGUAAGAAAAUAUCUUCCCCAUCAAAUCUAUAACAAGAUACUUGCUAAAGGAACUUUUUUUAAAAAUUCUGAAAUGGAAAAAUAUCUUAUCUUUUAAACAGAAGGGUGCUGUGAUAACAAUCCAGAUUAUUUAUUAAUAUUGGUUAAUUAAUCUCAUUUUGACCUAUGCUAUGAACAGAAAUCAAUGUUUUUGUUUCCAAUACAAUACUUGUUAUUUUCUGAUGCUUAACCUUUGUCAUUGUUUUUGCUGCCACUUUAUAGAAUUUAUCAUUUAAACCUUUUAAAAGGGUAUUCAUACUUAAAGGUCACUCGUUAUUAUUAAUACUUAUGUUCCUAUAAAAGUAAUAACAUGAAAAAGGAAGGAAUAGUAAUCAUUUCUGCAUUUUUAUUUCCAUUAAUAUGAUUAUUAAAGCUGUAAUAUUAAAAAAAAAAACUAUUUAUAUUAGCUUGGAAAAUUGUAUUUAAUUUUAUGUAGUGUACAUAAGACUAUAUCAAAGCAUAUAUUAUAUGGUACUAUCUGAAAUAUUAGUAUUUAUACUGUGAAUGGAAUAAAAUAUCUUAAUAUUUAUAAAUAUAUUAUUUAAACUUCAUAUAUUGAAGAGUUUCACUGUUAAAUUGUAAUGGAGUUUAUUAUUUAUUUUAUAUAGAAUACAUUCCUAUUAGUAUUAGAUAUAAUUAAGCAGAAUGUAUAUAAUUCUGUAUGAUUAAAGACUUCUUUUGGGAAAUACUGUUACUGUCUUAAUUAAAAAAUCUGUUGCUUUUUUAAAGUGCCAUAUUAAAAAGCUAAUAACAGCACUUAUAUAUUACAUAUUUUGUGUGUCACCUGCUUUUCUUUUUGGGUAAUCCUUAAGUGCCAUGGUAAUAAAUUUCACACAUGCAUCGUUUACCACAAGAAGUCUUCAAUUAUAGUUCAAACUAUGGUUACCAAAACCUCCCGCUAUGGAUAAUGUGCCUCACUGUUAAUCUCGAAGGCUGCUGUUCACACUGAAGUUGUGAGCGAAUUUUCUAGUCAGCAUUGCACAAGCUUUACAGCGCCUUCAUUUGUGACUGUGUCUAAAAUGUGAGAGUUUUAUUUUACCAAAUGUUUAAUUAUUUUAUAUUUAAUUAUAUACAUAUUAUUUGUACAUAUAAUAAUGGAAUGCUGGAACUAUUAAUUCCAAAUAUAAAAUAUGCUCUAUGCAUUUCUAUGUAUUUAUAACUAUAAGGCUGAUGUUUAAUACUCGAGUAGGUUUUAAGAUUUAUCAAUUGAGAUAUAUAUGUAUAAACUUAUAUAUAUAUUAUAAAUAAAUAUAAAGCUGUAUUUUAAAUUGUUAUUAUUUGCCAUUUAAGACACAGUCAGAUGCCAUUCCUUAAAUGCUUUGUGUGCUUAUCUUGUGAUAUAUUCCCUCUUUGUACAUUUUGCGUUGUAAUAUUUUGUAAAUACCAAACUUUUUUGUGUGUAUAAAUGGAUGAUCUGUUGCAGGUUUUUAUUUUGUAGUCAUAAUGUGUUCCUUGUUGUAUCCAUAAGAAAAAUGUGUUUUAUUGUUAGCUAAAUAUAAAUAUAUAUAAAACAUGAAAACUGCUGAUAUAUAUCAAAAUAGCUUUUAGACGUUAGAAAGAUGUGCUUCUAUAACCCAGUUAUGUAAAUUGAACUGUUAAGAACAACUCCCUCCAUUAAAGUAUAGCUAAUCACAAAAUGUUAUAACUAUUUUUGUGUUAAUUUCACUCUUGUACAAACUUGAAAAACUCUUUAUUCUCAGGUCUUCCUUAUUUUUAUCACAUUUUUUGUUACCUGAUAUUUUUAUAAUUUAUUUCAUGUAACCAUAUUAUUUUAAUUGUUAUUGUUAUUGAAGUUGGUACUGAGGGUUAAAGAUAUAAUGCUGUAGCUUGUAAAUUAUAAGAAAUUAAGAAAAUAUGGAGCUCUUCCAUAAUAAUUUUGUUUUUAAACAGAAUCAGAAAAUGACUGCACCUUGAAGUAUACUAUCUUUUUAAGUUAUUAAUUAUGUUUUUAUUGUAUUAUGUCCAUGCCACUUCGAUCUCAGCUUUAAUAUGCAGCAUAUAUAUUUAAUUGAAUUUUGUUAUGAAGUUUCAAUGAACAAUUUUGUACUGUACUUAAAUACUACUUAGGUCUGUAGCAUAUGUGAGUGUUGUCAUGGAAAAGCGUGUGAUUCAAUAAAAUUUGUUUAAUGGGUGUUAUAAUCAAUGUAAAUGACAUUUUGCACGAUUGUAUUCCAUGGUAUAAAACAUAAUUUAUGAAUUAGUUUAUGAAUUAUAUGUUUUAAGAAUGAUAAAUUCACUGUUAUAAUGGUUUAAAUAAAAAGAGAUUAUAUAAUACAUGUUUGAUACAUAUCACAUUUUUAUAAAUUAAGGUGUACAAGUUCAAUUUACAAACAGAUUUUCAGAUUUAAAACAUUAUAAAAUUUAGGAACCAUUAAUAGUAAGUUCAGAAAUAUUUAUAUUACAUUAUUUGUGAUCAUUAGAUAAAAAUAUUUCUUUCAAAAUAAAUGAUUAUUUAGAAUGUAAAAAAAUAUGAAAGCAUUUAUUUUUUUCGACUUUCUAAUUGUUGAUUUUUUUUAUUGUGAUGAUUGAUUAGAUGUGUUUCAUCUAUAUUUAAAGAUUUCUGCUGGGAUUUUGUUCAUUCUUACCUAAUUAGUUGAGAUAAAACUAAAUGAUCCUUUGCGUAUCAGUAUCAUGGUUCAUAUAAAAAUUUUAUUUAUUCAUUUAGCACUUACUGUCUCUACUUAUAUUUCAUGUAAUUUGGAGGGUUGAAGCUUAGAUUGUCCAGUGCAGAUUUUACCGAAUCAUGUCCACAUCUUUGGCAUAGGUAUGCAUUUGUUUCUAGAUUAAACUAUAUGUACAGUAAUCCCUAAACAUUUAUCAGGGUUAUUUUCCAUUAGAAUCUUGAGUUCAUGAAUUAUGUCUUUGUUUCUUUUUGAAUACAUUUUAUGAAGACCAACAAAGUACAG